CUUAGUAUUCUCCCUGCACUUUGUACCUACCUCCUUGCAUUACAUUCCGGCCAAUUCCGGUUACCAUCAAUGCACCCUCAGGCCCUACCACAUGCGGGCGGGAGUGGGGCCGCUGCUACUGCUGCUGCUGCUGUUGGGGACACAUCUUCCGUCAUUCCCUUGAGCCCCUCCCGCAAGUGCGAGGGCUACCCAGAGAGGCUGCUCCAGGCGGGGUGCUGGCUGGGAGUGGCUGUGGAUCAGGUCCAGCAGUGGCUGGGCAGUGCCGCCAGCUUGCAGGAUGUGCAGGUCCAGCUUGUCACCGACGGCCAGGUGCAGCCUCAGCCAUACCGGGUGGCCAUGACUCGCACCCGGGACAGCCUGUCGUACCACAUCGCUGGCAGCGAGCUGCACAGGGCCGCGGCCGGCAAGUGGUUCCUGGGCCUGUCGCGCCCCUCCCCUGGCGGCCCGCUGCACCUGCUGCUGAGGACUGCCACGCAGCAGGAAAUGCAAGGCGCGCGCUCACCCGAGCAACAGAGCAAAGGCGCGGAGACUGAUGCGCAAACACAGCAGCAGCAGGUGGCCGGAGCCGCAGUAAUAGCGGUGGGGGCUCCUGUGGCGGGCGGUGCUCCGCUGCUGCAUACACCGCCACUGGGGGGCCUAGGCCCGGCCGAUAGCUCGGUGCCUUUGGAAGCCUCUGUGGCUGCUGCGGCUGGUAGGGAGGCUGCAGCUAGAGUGGCAGCAGCGCCUGCCCAGGCGGUCUGCAAGGAGGCGCCAUGCGCGCCUGAGGGUGCUGCGGGUGGUGCGACCACCGAGGCAGGGGGCAGCCGGCUGCACGGUGGGGAAGUGCAGGAGGAGAAAGCGCAGUUUCUAGGAGCGCAGGAGCACAAGGAGCAACGCCUGGUCGCGCAGGAAACAGCCGUGCGAGCAGCUGCGAGCAGUGUUGCGGCAGUUCGCUCUCUGCGGGCGCUUGACCCGGAGGCAGCGGACCUGGUGGCGAGAGCGUUGCCCCGGCUGGCUGCCACACUUAGGGGCCCGGACGCGCCGGUGCUUGUCAGCGCCCCCUGCCUUGGCAGCAGCAGCCAGGUGGGCUCGGGCGGCCACCGCUACGGGGUGGAGUACUGCGCGCGGGGCGUCCACUUCGGCGAUGAGGGGGUUGGGCGGUGUCCCACGCGUGUGCGGAUUCUGCACGUCCCACCCGCUGACCAGGCGAGCUCCACGCGGGUACUGCAAGUCCUAACUCCAGCGGAGUUCCUUGGGCUGGGUGGGCAGGAGGGCGCUCCUGGUGCUGACGGGAAUGAUCUUCGAACCGACAAGGUGGGUGGCAAGCGCUUGGCGCAGGUCCUGCAGCGGCAGCCGGCGCCUAAGCGGUCUCUCCAGGAGAGCCCUGCACCGGCGCCACCACCGCCGGAGCAACAAGAGCUGGACGAGCCAGACGCAGUGCAGGCAAUCGUUGUGUCAACCCAAGCGGGCCCCGAGAGCACACCUGCCACCAAGGAGGAGUACCUGCGGGCGGUGGUGGCCUACCUGCGGGCGCAGUGGGGCAGACCCGUGCGGCUGGAGGAGCUGGAGGGCGCCGUGGUGCGGCCCCCGGUGGUGCGGGCCGGCAUGCGGACCUACCUGAAGCUGCACUCGGAGCUGUUCACACUGGUGGGGGAUGAUGCGGGGGCAGUGCUGCUCAAGAGGGGGGCAGCGGGUGGAGUAGGGCUUGGGUAGGGUGGAGAGUGAGGGAACAUGGCCAUGCAGCAGGGAUAGGAUAUGCAGGAUGUGUUUACAUUGAAGGAAUAAAUAAAAGGCGACGGAUAGCGGGACCGAGAACCUUCAUACUGACAUCAAGAUGCCACUUCCAUAGGGCAGUAUGACUGAAGGAGUAGGUUUCGUGCUAGCUGCCGUACGACCGCGAUGGUACUUCAUCAGCUUAGCCAUGCUUUGUGCUUUUAACUGCUGUUGUGAUUGGUGGUAUCAGGUGGCCAUCCCUCUGCCGGGAUCGUGGCUGCUUAGGUCCCACCCACCCGCUCGGGGUCGCGCCUAGAGAGUGGGGGUGCUUACUUGCGUUUUGUUUAUCAAGUAGGAUGCUUGUAUGGAUGGUGACGGUAUCUCAAUUAAGGGAGUUGGUCGGCAGUCAAGGUGCAACCGUGGGUGUGAAGAUUACAGCACAAUCUAAACCAUGGGUUGGGGUGUUGGGACGUGUGGUGUUAGGGUUGGAGUUCUCGGUUGCUGCGUUGAGGCGGUGCAGAGUUGGUGAUGGCUUCGGCUUACGUUAUCUGCUGUACGCAUCGGGGGAUCACGGCAGCUAAAGCAAGAAGUCAGCGUCCUUUUAGUUGCCAUCUGCAGGGUGGUGACAAGCAUUCUGGCGGGCAUAUCAAACGGGGCUUUCACAAUACAUGCACUGGCCUCGUUGCUAUGCAUGUAUUAGUACUUGCAAGUUGGAGUGCAUCAUGCACGCCUGGGGGCACAUCUGGCAGGGAAAACGGCCAAGCCUUCUCAGCCACAUCCUGUGGAUAAGUUUGUGCAACUCCUGUCCUAUGCUCAUUGAUGAAGCGGCAACAACUGGAAACGGAAGCCUUGAAGGAGACGACGGGUGAAUCCACCCAGCCUAAUCCACUGCCGUAUACCUUCAAGACAGUUACAGUCAAUACGCGUGUACAGUGCGCCGAGGGGGGCCAGAGGUCAUGAUCUCCCUCAUGCACCUACAUGUCAAGCUCAG
Messenger RNA from Astrephomene gubernaculifera, 2683 nucleotides. The record is from the annotation of a GenBank genome assembly. Lineage: Eukaryota; Viridiplantae; Chlorophyta; Chlorophyceae; Chlamydomonadales; Astrephomenaceae.